Messenger RNA from Cinara cedri, 573 nucleotides. NCBI's taxonomy places the organism in Eukaryota, Metazoa, Arthropoda, Insecta, Hemiptera, Aphididae. The record is from the annotation of a GenBank genome assembly.
AUGGAGACAUUCAUUAAAGUCAAAGUUGGAAGUAGCGAAACGGACCCAAUAUUAGUAAAGUCAGGUCUGAGACAGGGCGACUCAAUGUCACCGGUGUUAUUUAAUAGUGCUAGAGAAAGUNGAAGGAGUGAAACUACAGGACUCAUCAAUAGGCCUAUUAGCGUACGCGGACGAUUUAGUAUUAAUGGAAGAAUCACCAAACGCACUGAAAUCACUGUUCGACCGUCUACAAAGAAUGGCAGCGAAAAUAGGACUACAGAUAAACGAAAUAAAACGGAGUAUAUGGUCGUUGGCAGACGAGAAACUGCGGGUGUGUACCCAUCCUUGAAUGUAAGAAACUAUGUUUUCAACAGAGCCAAGCAGUUUAAAUACUUAGGGUCAGUCAUAACUGAAAAGAAUGAGAUAGCCAAGGAAAUAUCAGCGAGGAUACUUGCCGGCAAUAGGGUGUACUAUGGACUAGCAAAACCACUAGGGUCAAGAUCGCUAUCGAGGGAGCUUAAGAUACAGCUCUAUAUGACAUUACUGCGUCCAGUUAUAACUUACGGGGCGGAAACUUGGCCACUACGGAAAUAA